This is a messenger RNA of Dunckerocampus dactyliophorus (ringed pipefish), 2683 nucleotides long. It is a transcript of the gene rsph10b, whose product is annotated as radial spoke head 10 homolog B. The record is from RefSeq and is a predicted model, not a curated record. NCBI's taxonomy places the organism in Eukaryota, Metazoa, Chordata, Actinopteri, Syngnathiformes, Syngnathidae. Bases 109 to 2004 code for a protein of 631 amino acids. The transcript is spliced from 17 exons.
UUGGGUCCUACAGGCAGACUAUUCUCUUUACAUUGAGUUUUUGAUCAUUGAAAGGAUUUAGGUUGAAGAUAAGAUUAAAAACAUCUAAUUGUUUUUAACUACACGGAUAUGCAAUACCAAAGUAGACUUUUACAGCGAUGGUCUGCGAAUUUCAAACAAGCGCAACCUGGCGGCGACCAGCAACACAGUUGCUACCUAUUUGACCUUCCUUCGUACUUUGUCUUAACUUUCCAACGAUAUGAAGGAGAAGCCAAAGACGGCCAGUUUCAUGGGCGAGGUUUCGCCAGGUUUAAAGGAGGCCAUGUUUAUAAGGGUAUGUUCUCCAUGGGGCUCAUGCACGGAACUGGUGUCUUCACGUGGGCUGAUGGGGUGAAAUAUGAGGGGGAGUUUGUGCUCAACAUUCCCAUGGGCCAAGGCAUGUACAUUUGGCCAGACGGCAGCUCUUAUAAAGGUGACGUUUGCAACGGUGUCAGGCAUGGGGAUGGAACCCACAAAGAUGGCAAAGGCAAAGUGACAUACAAAGGUCAAUGGAAUCACAGCAAAAGGCAUGGAAAGGGCACCGUGUAUUAUAACCAGGAGGAGACCUCUUGGUAUAAAGGAGACUGGGUGAUGAACAAAAGAGAGGGCUGGGGCAUAAGACGCUACCCUUCUGGUAACAUUUAUUUUGGAGAGUGGAGGAAUCACUUGAGACACGGGGAAGGCACCAUGAGGUGGCAGAAUGUGGGACAGCUCUAUAUUGGGCACUGGCUAGAUGGAGUCCAGCAUGGCCAAGGCACACAUGUGUGGCUGGUGAAGCGAACGGAUGGAUCGGAAUUUCGUCCCAGCAAUCAGUACACUGGGAAUUUUUUUCUGGGUCAGAGAAAUGGACAGGGAAUCUUUUAUUACGCCGGUGGUGCCACCUAUGAGGGUGGAUGGAUAAACAAUAAAAAACACGGGAAGGGAAAAGUCACCCUCAAGGAUGGCAGUGUGCUUGAAGGACAGUUCAUUAAUGACAAGAUGGUGACUCCGGAUGUGACAGCAAACAGAGCCCCUGUUCGACAAGGUUUAGAUGAGUCUACUCUUGGACCAGACAUGACUGUCAACAUCGAUUGUGUUUUGGAGAAAUUCCCACAGAGAAAACAAGACAAUGAGCACAAACAGGUGAGGUUUGUGCUGCUGAGGCACAAGACAGAGCUGAGAGCUAUCUAUCGUUUCUACAGCCGACUGGGUCACCGUCAGACUCCAGGUAGUGCCUUCCUGCUGUCCCGCAUGCAGCUGUGGCGCCUGCUGAAAGAUUGUCGCAUCCACCAUCGCGGCAUCACCUUGACAGAGCUGGAUCUUUAUAUCAGAGAUAAUCCGGACCCAGCAGAGGUUCACUCCCCCUUCACUCCCAUCAUGCUCUGUCGCUUCCUCAGCUGCCUGGUGGUCAUUGCUUACCACAUCUACCAGAAAGACAUUGAGCCAUCAAAUUACCUUCUGGCUUCCUGUUUCUCCAAAUUGCUGACAGAUGAUAUUUUUCCAAAUGCCACGAAUGUCAAAGGUUUCCUGUUUAACCCACCCGGGCAUGCAGUUGUAGCUGUGGACUACCUGAUGAGAAGCCUGGAGGUCUACCAGGCCUACUGCAGAGUCAGUGCAGCCCCCAGAGAUGACUCCACCAUGACAAACCGUCACAUGCUAUUGUUGUACAAGGAUCUCAAUAUUUGUGAUAGUAGUCUGACUAUAAGCAACGUCAUGCAAAUCAUCUGUGCAGAGAGCCUUGAUCCCAGCAAUAUGUCACCAUGUAUGGAACUAGAGAUUACAUUCCUGGAGUUCUUCGAGGUACUUCUUGGCUGUGCUGAGAUUAAGUGUCAGGAGAUAGCAGACCCUUACCCCAAGACGAGACUGUUGCUUGCCUCUUCAGCAGUUCCACGUAAAUGGCAACAAUUACUGGUCAAAUUCUGUCAACAGGAAGCUUGGAGUCGGAAGAUCCAUCACUUUUUCAACCACUUUUUCUUCCCUGCGGUAAAACUUCUCCAGUUAGUGUGAUCAGCACUGCUGAGAGUAAAAAACAGAUUGAACAUGAUGGGUUAAUGCUUACACUGUCUGUCUAUAUUAGCCCACCAGCGAAUGAUCAUUCAAAUUUUCCACCGCUACUUGAGCAUAGGUGGUUUCCCUUAUGUUCCACAUCUUUUUGUUCAUCAGAUAAUAUUUUAUAAACUCAAAAAAGAAAAAAUGUGGUGCUUCAGGUAUUUUUGUCCCAGGUUUAUAAUGACCAGACCAGGUCCUUACUCUUACUACAAUCUUUAAUUACAAAACUGAGUUAUCCAAACUGUGUACUUUUUAAAAAAUGCCUACAUAGACAAUGUUUUUCCCUUAAAAAUAGUAAGUAGUGAUUAAAAAUUAAAGGGGAGGAGUGAAAUACAUGAGGUCACUCGGACAGACAGACGGGCGUAUCCGGUCCUUGGGGUUUGGGGUGAAGAGAAGCAGAGAUGCCUCUGCUGCCUGGGCCUAAAAUAAGAGAAAUAAAUACAGUGAGUAUUUAGCAAUGAGAAGCUCAGUUUAAAAGUUUUAACAGAAAAAGAAAAGCUUGAACCUGUGUCGUCUGUAGGCUCAAAGGUGAAGAUUGUGCUGGCAGUGCUGUGGUAUCACCGUGAGGAAAGAGACUUAUUAGAAACCAGUAGUGUCCCAAGUGCAUUUACCCAGCCCAAAAUACUGUGCAUGUAUG